AUGCUCCUUGACAAAGGGACAGAUGUCAACACUCAAGGCGGCUACUUUGGUACCGCCCUCAUCGCUGCUUCCCAUGAGGGCCACGAAGAGAUUGUCCAGAUGCUCCUUGACAAGGGAGGAGAUGUGAACGCUCAAGGCGGCAGCUUUAUUAACGCCCUCCAAGCUGCUUCAUUUUGGGGCUAUAAAGAGAUUGUCCAGAUGCUCCUUGAUAAGGGGGCAGAAGUUAACACUCAAGGCGGCUACUAUAAUAACGCCUUCCAAGCUGCUUCCUAUGGGGGCUACAAAGAGAUUAUUCAGAUGCUCCUUAACAAGGGCACAGAUAUCGAUCCUCCAAGUAGCAACGUUAGCGACGCCCUCAUCGCUGCUUCCUCUAAGGGCCACAAAGAGAUUAUCCAGAUGCUCCUUGACAUAGGGACAGAUAUCAACACUCAAGACAGAUCCUAUAGUACUACCAUCAUAGUUGCUUCCUCUGCGGGCCACGAAGAGAUUGUCCAGAUGCUUCUUGACAAGGGGGCAGAUGCUAAUACUCAAGGCGGCUGCUAUGGUAACGCCCUCCAAGCUGCUUGCCUUCCAGGCCACAAAGAGGUUGUCCAGAUGCUCCUUGACAUGGGGACAGAUGUCAACACUCAAGACAGCUCCUAUAAUACCGCCCUCAUAACUGCUUCCUCUGAGGGCCACACAGAGAUUGUCCAGAUGCUCCUUGACAAGGGGGCAGAUGUUAACUCUCGCGAUAAUGACGGUCGAUCAGUUCUAUCGUGGGCAGCGCAGUAUGGGCAUGAGACUGUAGUCCAGAUGCUUCUCAACACAAGAAAGGUUGACGUCGAUUCGAGAGACAAGCGUGGUCGAUCAGAAAUGUCAUGGGCGGCUGAAUACGGACACGAGGCUGUCCUGGAGGUCCUUUUUGACACGCAAACAGAUGUUGUGAUCUCAAGUAACGACGAACGGAACCUGCCAAUGUGCUUCUCUGACAACAGACAAGUUGAGGGUGUUUGCAAACAAACGCUGGAGUCACUUGCUGCAUCAUUGAAAAACAAUUUUACCCUGAGUCAGUGUCUUACAUGGGGUGUUGGUGUCAAUUCGAAGGACAUCGACGGUGCUACGCCGAUUUUGUGGGCUACGAGAGAGGGUCACAAGGAUACUAAUCUUGCGACAACGACGGACGUACAGCGCUCUCUUGGGCCGCCGGAAAAGGUUAUCUGGAUAUCGUAUCAUUGCUCAUUGGGAACAAAAAGGUAG
This is a messenger RNA of Colletotrichum spaethianum, 1236 nucleotides long. Its product is annotated as putative ankyrin repeat protein PA3287. The coding region runs from base 1 to 1236 and encodes 411 amino acids. NCBI's taxonomy places the organism in Eukaryota, Fungi, Ascomycota, Sordariomycetes, Glomerellales, Glomerellaceae. Gene Ontology annotation, molecular function: protein binding. The transcript has 2 exons. The record is from RefSeq and is a predicted model, not a curated record.